AUGGCUGAAGUAUUUGUGUCUGGUAUUAUAGCAUCCGCUAAGGGAUUCGGUGAUAAUCGACUAUCAAUUAGGUAUCAAUUGAGUCUUGGUGGCGGUUGGCGAGUUGUCCAAGGUGAGGCUGAGGGACAAACACAGACGGAUUGUCCGUCGGUUUUUGAGCACGCCUAUUUUGGACACCCACUCGAUUUGCAUCUGGCGACUAGCAGUAUUCAGGGUUGGCCCCGCCUCCUUCUGCAAGUGUGGCACCAUGAUGACUACGGUCGUCAGGAGAUUGCGGGUUACGGUACUUUGCUCCUUCCCACGUCACCAGGAAAACACGUGUUGACUUCUGGAUGUUGGCGUCCGAAAGGCAGUUGGAGGGAGGAGAUGAUGCAUAAAUUGGUUGGAGGUGGUCUGCAGCUAACCAGUCUAUCAGCCCUCGAAGACCCGUCAAUCCGUGAGAAAAUCGUGAGUGUCUCCGCCGGGACCGUCCGAUUCGAGCUGAAUGUGGUCACCAAGAAUUUUCAGAGAUAUGGAAUUUUGUGUUAG
Molecule: messenger RNA, 528 nt
Organism: Caenorhabditis remanei
Lineage: Eukaryota; Metazoa; Nematoda; Chromadorea; Rhabditida; Rhabditidae
Exons: 4
Coding region: 1-528 (175 amino acids)
Biological process (GO): cilium assembly
Cellular component (GO): MKS complex
Source: RefSeq, a predicted model, not a curated record